AUGUCGAAUUCUAUUAAAACGCGCGAUUCCGCUCUCAAUGCCAUUAAACGGUAUAUGGCAAAAAGUAUUGAUGAGGCAUUCACUAUGGAUGCAGAGAAUAUUGCAAGCUACCUUCAGUUAUUGAGUGAACAGUGGGUUCGUUUUAACGUUGCUCAAGACGCUGUAGAAAUUACGUGUGGUGCCGAUGUUAUUGAAAUUGAAGAAAAUGUGCGUGUCCAAGCCGAAACUUGGUACUCUACAGCUUCAGCUAACUUUAGCCGCGUGAAAAAUUGUCGUACUAAUUCGCAAGAUAGCUCCACAAAGGCAUCUGUGUCCACGGUUAUACGUUUACCGAAAAUGGAGUUGCCCACAUUCUCCGGUGACUCUACAGAAUGGAUUGGUUUUUUCGACGCGUUUUCUUCGUUAGUUGAUAAUAACUCUGCUUUAUCAGAUGGACAAAAGUUGCACUAUCUCCGAAGCUGCUUGAAAGGUGACGCGUUGAAAAUUAUCAGUGGUUUUAAAAUAUGUGACGCAAAUUACGUUGAAGCUUGGGGUCUAUUAACAUCGCGGUAUAAGGUUAUUCGUGUAAUUGUGGAAUCUCACCUUCGCGCGUUGGCUGAAAUUAAAAGGGCUACGCAUGACAAUGCUGACGCAAUCAAAGGUGUAAUUGAUGCGUUCCAACAGCAUAUUCGCGAGCUUAAAGCGUUGGGUCGUCCGAUUGAGUUUUGGGAUGAUUGGUUGGUACAUGAGGUCGUCAGUAAGUUGGCAUUCGAAACGCGUAAGCAGUGGGAGUUAUCGCUCGUUAGUGAUGAUCCUCCAUCUUUUGAGCAACUAAUAACAUUUUUAGAGAUAAGAUGCCGAUCGUUAUCGAUGUUUUCGUCGUCAACAACAUCAGUACCAAUUAAGGUUAAAACUGCAUCAGCAAGCAAGUCGACAAAUGUGUUCCACACGGUAUCAAAACAAAGUAACGUGUGUGCAUAUUGUAGUGGACCUCAUAAAAUUUACAGUUGUGAAAAAUUUCGUGAAUUGGACUUGUCUACAAAAUCACAGUUCGUGAAGCAAGGUCGCAUAUGCUUCAACUGCUUAAGUUUAGGUCACUAUAAAGACCGUUGUAAUAGUGCUUCCACUUGCCGCAUGUGUAAACAACGUCAUCACACUCUGUUGCACGGUGCUUUGCAGUCAACGACCGUUACCGCAGUGAACAAUUACGCGACGCAUUCGUUAUGCGCUGCUGACGCCACAUCAAAGGUAAGCGCAAAAGCUUUUGAACUUCCAGCAAGCGUCGACGUUCCACGCGUUUCUUCAUGCUUGAACUCGAGCUCCAAUCCACCCAUAGCUGUAGAAAGAGUUGUGCUGUUAUCCACCGCAUUAGUGAAGGUACGCGACUGUUCUGGUAAUUGGCAGCCCGCACGUGCACUUUUCGAUUCUGGAUCACAUGCUUCCUUUGUAACCGAAGCGUGUGUGCAACGCUUAGGCCUGCCGCGAUCAACAUCUGAAGUUAACAUUACUGGAAUUGGGUCAGCGCAAGGAGGACGAGCUAGAGGUGAAGUAUCACUUUCUCUUUCUUCUUUCUCUACAAAUCAAUGCUUUACUGUCAAAACGUUAAUUCUGUCUAAAAUUACAAGCGACUUGCCAACACAGACUAUAGCUACUUCAUCGUGGCCACAUAUCCGAGGUUUGUUUUUAGCCGAUCCCCAUUUUAUGAAGCCUGGACGGGUCGAUAUAUUGAUUGGAAUGGACGUUAUGGAUCAACUGAUCUGUACAGAACUUCGUAAGGGUCCAUCUGGAGCUCCUAUGGCUCAACUGACGGUCUUUGGGUGGACUCUGUUUGGAAGCGUGAAUGGAUCUGAGUCUGAUAUGCCACGCUUACAGUCGUUACAUUGCGAUGUUCAUUUGGAUCGAGCAUUGAACAAGUUAUGGGAGUUAGAGGAAGCUCCGCAAAAAACGUAUCUUACGCAUGAGGAGCGUUACUGUGAAGACCAUUUUGAAACAACGCAUCGAAGGGAACCUAACGGACGGUUUGUCGUCGAAUUGCCGCUGAAGCCCGAUGUAGCUCUGGGAGAGUCGCGAAACUUUGCUAUCCGGAAUUUGUUACGACUUGAAAGAAGACUCGCUUGUGACUCCGAUCUUCGUUUACGCUACAAUGAAUUCAUGAAUGAACUUAUUGACAUGAAACAUAUGCAGGUCACGUCAGAGACUAUGAAUCCAACCUAUUAUAUGCCUCAUCAUCCUGUUUUAAAGGAAAGUAGUACCACGACCAAAUUGAGGGUUGUAUUUAACGCGUCCGCAAAAUCAACUUCCGGAAAUUCGCUGAAUGACGCAUUAUUUAUAGGACCUCAAUUGCAGGAAGAUUUAUACUCCAUCUUACUUCGCUUUAGAACACACCGCUAUGCUCCACCCAUCCCUGCCUAUCCAAGAUUUUCGCAUGGUUCGCGUAACGUACGGAGUGGCAGCUGCGUCUCAUCUAGCUGUCCGAUCACUUCAACAGACGGAGAUUCGUCGAAUGGUUGUGCUAGGGCUGUUAGUGUUAUUCUCAAGGAUUUUUACAUGGAUGAUCUACUUACUGGUGCAUCUAGUAAAGAAGAACUUCGAUUGUUGCAGCAAAAUAUUUCCGAAAUAUUGAGGGAAGGGGGGUUUGAACUUCGUAAGUGGGCAUCGAACUGCGCUGAACUAAUCGCAAGCAUUUCCAAUGCAUCUACGAACAUAUCACAUUAUAUUGUCGACGAUAAGGAUGUUCACGCUUUAGGUCUUAUCUGGAACACAGAAGGAGACUACCUCACGUUUACUAUUAACUUGAGGGAACCGCCAGUUAAGUUGACCAAGCGUAUGUUUCUAUCAGAUGCAAGUACGCUCUUCGAUCCUCUGGGCCUACUUGCUCCCGCUACUAUAAAUUCAAAAAUUUGGUUUCAAGACAUAUGGCGCACUAAGGUAGGUUGGGAUGAUAUCAUUCCUGAGUCUAUCGCAACGAAGUGGUUGGAGCAUCGCAUAGAGCUCAAGCAAUUGGCACAUUUGAAGGUGAACCGUUGGUUUGGUACUGAAGUAGCUGGGUCAUUUACGCAAUUGCACGUAUUCGCAGACGCGUCCGAGCGCGCUUACGCCGCCGUCUUGUAUGCACGAACAACACAAAGCGACGGUAGCAUUACAGUGUCAUUAAUUUCGUCGAAAACCAAAGUAGCUCCACUUAAGCCGACAACGUUGCCACGUCUUGAAUUAUGCGCCGCUCAUCUUGCUGCUAAACUAGUGCGAAGCGUGCUGCAUUGCUGGUCUGAAAUCCGUUAUCCGCUUUUCGCUUGGACUGAUUCUACUAUAACAUUGGCAUGGUUACAAGCUCACCCCAGCAGAUGGGUGACAUUUAUAGCCAACCGCGUAGCUGAUAUUCAAGAAGUUUUGCCUCCCGAAUGUUGGAACCACGUUCGUUCUGAACAGAAUCCUGCAGAUUGUGCUUCAAGAGGUAUAACUCCCUCCGAAUUAUUACGUCAUCAAUUGUGGUGGGCUGGUCCUAUUUUCCUGAAAAGCACUGAACAAUUAUGGAAGCAGAAAAAAUCUAAAGAGCACACUACAGAGCUGGGCAUACGAAAUAGUAUUCGUGCCCAUGUGACUAAUUCUACAGAUUAUUGGUCCGUGAUGACAAAAUACUCAUCGUAUUCUAAGCUGCGUCGAGUUAUUUCCUACGUUUUACGCUUUUUGACUAACAUUCGGGCUAACAGACGGCUUAAUGUUAUAAAGCGUUUUGGUACACCGAGUUGCCAAGAGUUAUUUGAAGCUGAACUUCGCCUAAUAAGCGCUAAAAGACCAAUCCCACUUCGCAGUAGUCUUUUGCGUCUGCAGCCCUUUCUGGAUGAGACUUGUGUUCUACGUGUUGGAGGAAGAAUAAAAAAUGAUGAAGUCGCUCCAGAUGUUAAGCAUCCCAUUAUCUUGCCUAAGAAUUGUCCGCUUGCUAAGUUAAUAAUCUGCGAAAUACACAAGGUCACUUUGCACGCUGGGCCCCGCAUUAUGCAAACUGUCUUGCAACGUCGUUAUUGGGUUAUCGGCGCUCGUAGCUUGAUCCGUAAUAUAUACCAUAAGUGCGUGAAAUGCACUUAUUUGAACCGCAAUCUUACCACACAAGUCAUGGGUGAUCUACCUGAAGUUCCACUAUCAUACGAAGAGUUCAACACACUUUUGACUGAAAUAGAAGCUUGCGUAAACUCUCGCCCCCUCUGUGACAACUCUGAAGCUGCAGGUGACUUAGAAGUUUUAACUCCCGGACAUUUCAUAGUCGGUGAACCGCUUAAGUCAAUACCGGAACCUGAGGGUCAAGGGUUUCGUGGAAAUCUUCGACAGCGAUGGCAAGCAAUUUCUGCCAUGAGACAACAUUUCUGGCGUCGUUGGAGAGACGAGUACCUCGUGAGCUUACAACGUCGCACUAAAUGGUUUCGUUCUUCACGCAACAUUGAAGAAGGGGAUGUGGUUGCUGUAUUCAACGAGCCUAAUCCUCCGACGAAGUGGACGAUUGCACGAGUGAUCAAAUGCCAUCAUGGUACCGAUGGACGCGUAAGAGUAGUUACGUUGAAAACACCGCAUGGCGAAUUGGUUCGCCCUAUAGUCAAACUUUGCCUUUUGCCAACGAAAGGAGAUUUAUUUCAUGAAGAAACCAAUAACUUAUCGUAA
Messenger RNA from Anastrepha ludens (Mexican fruit fly), 4629 nucleotides. RefSeq lists its product as uncharacterized. The transcript is spliced from 3 exons. The record is from RefSeq and is a predicted model, not a curated record. Bases 1 to 4629 code for a protein of 1542 amino acids. NCBI's taxonomy places the organism in Eukaryota, Metazoa, Arthropoda, Insecta, Diptera, Tephritidae.